This is a messenger RNA of Musca vetustissima, 1824 nucleotides long. Its product is annotated as protein bicaudal C-like. The transcript has 5 exons. The annotation marks the transcript as partial. Gene Ontology annotation, molecular function: protein binding. The record is from RefSeq and is a predicted model, not a curated record. NCBI's taxonomy places the organism in Eukaryota, Metazoa, Arthropoda, Insecta, Diptera, Muscidae. Gene Ontology annotation, cellular component: cytoplasm.
AUAAUCUUUCCCGAUCUAUCUGAUAUGAAUGUUAAACCAUUGAAAAAAUCUCAAGUGACUAUAACAGGGACCAUAGAAGGUGUCUAUAAGGCACGACAACAAUUACUUGGUAAUUUACCGAUUGCCUUAAUAUUUGACUUUCCCGACAAUCAAAACGAUGCCUCUGAAAUAAUGAGCCUUAGCACUAAAUAUGGCGUUUAUAUAACAUUGCGCCAGAAGCAAAGACAAAGCACUUUGGCCAUUGUUAUUAAAGGAGUCGAAAAGUUUAUAGACAAAAUCUACGAAGCCCGUCAAGAGAUUUUACGUUUGACAACACCCCUGAUUAAGCCGGAAAUACCGGAACGAUAUUUUAUGCCACAGGACAAAGAUUACAAUUUGGCCUAUCGCACCACACUGACAGCAUUAUUGGCUGGCUAUAACGAAAGUCCCAAAACACCCAAUGUAAUGCCGGCCACAACCGGACACAUAUCAUUGUCGCCCUAUGGCAACAAUAACAAUUUGUUGCUUAACAAUAACAACAACAAUAAUAAUCUUUUGAACAACAACAAUAAUAACAAUGCCAACUUAAAUCAGUUGAAUCGACAACAAUUCGGUGGUCUCUAUCCCACCACACCGACAGGCAUUUGUUCGCCAACACAAAAAUAUUUGCAGAUACAUAAUAGCAAUUAUGCUAGGCAGCAGCAACAACAACAGCAGCAGAUUCAACCUCAGCAGCAGCCACCACAUCUGCAACAUCAACAUCACAACAAUAAUUAUUUACAGGUACUGCAGCAGCAACAACAACAGCAGCAACAUCACCAUCAUCAUCAACAACAGCAGCAGCAACAACAAAUUCAACAAACACAAAUGCAGCCACCAAAUCAUAUGAUCCAGGCACAGCAACAACAACACGUGCCACAAACUCAUAACAUAUCACCACGCAAUAGCUGCAGCAACAACACCAGUGGCUAUCAAAGUUUCAGCAGUAGUACAACAUCAUUGGAACAGGCCUAUCCACCAUUUGGUAAUGCUUUGGGUGUUAACACCAACAAUGGAGUCAAUGGGCCAUCUCUGCUUAACGGAAAUCGACCCUCACCAUUCUCACCCGAUUCAAAUUAUAGCAGUGAGGCAGGUUGCAGUCGUCUGGGCCGGCGAUCCAGUGAUGGUGUUCUAUUGGGUUUGGGCGCUUCAGGACCGAUUGGACCUAUGGUACCCGGUAGCGCUGAAAGUUAUCGUAACUCUCACUAUGACUUGAAGCACAAUCGUACUUUUGAUUUUGACAUUAAACGCGCUAUGGGUUUCAAGGCCAUGGAACGUCCACCAGUUGCUGGAGAAUUACGCACACCCACACCCAGUUGGAUGGGUAUGGGUUUAAGUCGCACUUCACCAGUUCCAAUGGAAACAGUUGAUGAUCUAUCACCGUGGCAUCGUGGACCAACUGGUUUGGGUGUAGGGGGUGGAGCUGGACCUCUGGUCUCACCUUAUGGGUUGGGUUCAACAACGGGUAUUGUUGACUCAACGCCAACAAAUCGCCGACUUCAAUUGACCCAAUACAAGGAUAUACAUUCCUUGUUGACAUCUCUGGGUUUGGAACAUUACAUCAAAAUUUUCGUUUUAAACGAAAUCGAUUUGGAAAUGUUUAUGACCCUUACAGAGGAGAAUCUUAUGGAAUUGGGUAUAACAGCCUUUGGAGCACGCAAGAAAAUGCUGGUUGCCAUACACACCUUGCAGGCCAACGAGGCAACCACUUCAACGAUGCCGCAAACAUCAUCGAAUGCAUCAUCACCACGAUUUUCAGGUUCGGCUGCACCUGGGGCUGAACGUAGACCCUCAAAUCAGUGGUAA